Messenger RNA from [Candida] anglica, 519 nucleotides. Lineage: Eukaryota; Fungi; Ascomycota; Pichiomycetes; Serinales; Debaryomycetaceae. The record is from the annotation of a GenBank genome assembly.
AUGUCUGGUACCAACGGAGUAGAUUCAUUUAUUGAAUACUCUUCGAAGUUAUUGCUGGCUUACCCUUCUACAACACUUUCUAUAACUUACGCGAACGUAGAGAAGAAUCAUAAGAACGCCAAACAAGUUGACACAGAGUCAAAGAGGGCUACCAACAAAGUUACAUUUAAGUGUUAUGAACCACAUUCUGGAAAAUGUGUUAAAUACUCAACCACAAAAGUCAAAGAGUUUUCUAGACUUAUGACUUUUGUGGGGCCACGAGGUGUUCUGGUAAGUAGACCUAAGAGAAAAUCUGAAGUACUUGAUACCGAGACUUCAGAAGAAACAUCAGACAAGAAAACGAAGACUGAUCUUGUCACUGAAAAUAGAGCUGGAUUGGCUAGUAUUAUGAGUAAUGUGAAGUUUGAGGAGGAGACUAUAGUGUCGAAAGUUGCCACUCCACAACCAGAAGAAAAGGAUGCCACUCCCGUAAAUACGGCAUCAAAGAAUAAGAAAAAGAAGAAGAAGGGUAAGAAAUAA